Passer montanus (Eurasian tree sparrow) is the source of this 474-nucleotide messenger RNA. RefSeq names its product lymphokine-activated killer T-cell-originated protein kinase-like. Gene Ontology annotation, biological process: protein phosphorylation. Gene Ontology annotation, molecular function: protein kinase activity; ATP binding. The annotation marks the transcript as partial. The record is from RefSeq and is a predicted model, not a curated record. NCBI's taxonomy places the organism in Eukaryota, Metazoa, Chordata, Aves, Passeriformes, Passeridae. The transcript has 4 exons.
GGAUCGGGAUCGGGACCGGGAUCGGGAUUGGGAUCGGGAUCGGGAUCGGGACCGGCUCCAUGGACACCUUGCAGUCCCCGCCGCCCUCCUCCCGCCGGAUGAGGGACAGAGAGGAGCCCGGCCUCGAGUCCGUGACCAUCCCGGCCUCUCCCUUCAUGCGGAAGUUGGGAUUCGGCACCGGCGUCAGCGUCUACCUGAUGGAAAGGUCCCCGCGGGAGCUGCCCCGCUCUCCGUGGGCCGUGAAGAAAAUCAGCUCCGGCUGCUCCCGGCGGCAGCGGCAGCUCUUCCAGAGCCGGCUCCGGCACGAGGCCCAGACCCUGCGCAACCUGCGGCACCCCAACAUCGUGGGGUACCGCGCGCUGGGCGCGGCGGCGGACGGGAGCCUGUGCCUGGCCAUGGAGUUCGGGGGGGAGCAGUCGCUGCACGAGCGCAUCGAGGAGCGCCGCGGGCGGGGCCUGGGCGCCUUCCCGCCCG